Messenger RNA from Antechinus flavipes (yellow-footed antechinus), 3765 nucleotides. RefSeq names its product terminal nucleotidyltransferase 5A (gene TENT5A). The record is from RefSeq and is a predicted model, not a curated record. NCBI's taxonomy places the organism in Eukaryota, Metazoa, Chordata, Mammalia, Dasyuromorphia, Dasyuridae. Gene Ontology annotation, biological process: mRNA stabilization. Gene Ontology annotation, molecular function: RNA binding; poly(A) RNA polymerase activity. The transcript has 3 exons. Bases 1296 to 2579 code for a protein of 427 amino acids.
UCUCAGUGACGUUUGGUCGAGUCGAGUUACUGCGUCUCCAGCUGUGUAUCAGGCUGCUGCUGUUCUUCUAGUCUUAAUCCAGCCCUAGGAGAAACACUUUUACGUGGGUGCAUGAGUCAUCAGCAUCCCUACUGCAUACUGCCAGAAUCUCAAGAAGUAUCUCUUGGGUGUACUCACUGACAUAUAUAUACUUGUUGCGGAAGCUGAAUUUCAAUUAUCCCAAACUCUCAUUGGAAAUUGACCGGCUGUUCCUAGUUGUAGGAAUUUAAUCUAAAUUAAGGGGAAAUUUAAAUCCCUCCCCCCCCCACACACAAAACAAACAAACCAACCCACUCCAAAAAACAAUUUAAAUUUUAUGAAUAACCCCUCAUUCAUUCAUAUGCUUGUCUAAAAUAUUUUUAAUAAAGGAAAUUCUUGGGACUUCCACUUGUUUAGUUGAGAAUAAUUAAUGAAGUGACAAGCAGCCAUAUCUUGCAAAAUGAAUUCUAUUUUUUUCCAGGAAGUUUCAGUAGUUUAGAAGAGGUGAUCCGAUUUCAGUAGCCUACUUAAGAUUUUCUUUUCUUUUUUCUAAGCUAUUUUCACUGCUACUUCUUAAUGAAAAGAAAGGUGGCGUAGGGGAAAAAAAAAAGGGUGGUGUUUUCUCUCAAAAGAUGGUUCUGGUCCUCUUGGUAGGGAGGGCAGAAGCAGUCUUUUAUGUAAAUGAAGUGGGCGGGAGAGCCAGAGCAGGGUCCGAAGACCGCUCUCUAUGUAGAUGAGGUGGGUGUGGCUAAAGUACAGCGACUCUGAGCCCCGGAAGCGCGGAGAAAUCCCUUAUAAAAAAGUACAGAAGACAUUUCCCAAGCCAUAACUGCUAAAGCUCUAGAGGCUGAAGCUUAGGAUAGACCACAGCUGCAAUAGCAGCAGAAGCAGCAGCCGCCCAGGACAGAGUAGCUCCUACGGCUGCUGUCCCAGGCUCCUGGAGGGGAGAGAGCGGCGCUUAAGAAGAAGAGGAAGUAGAGGGAAAAGAGUAAAGAUCUUGGGCACCGAGAAACCCGCACUCUGCCAGCCAGCCAGAGAACGAAGGGUACAGAAAGUACGAAAGAGGUUAAUUGGCCAGGAUUCAGGAAGAGAACCUCCUUUGCCCACCUCUGCACCUCCAACUACCCACGGCUCCUUCUCACUUUGUCCUAGGAUUUCUCUCCUUCACGGUUGUGUUCACUCACUGAGCUCUUCGGAGCAGGAGGCUGCGACUGAGUCCAGGGCAUAACCUGGCAUUUACUUGGCAUUUCGCAACGGAGGGAAAACGGCUCUUUACCAUGGCUGAUGACGAAAGUGCCAAAAUCACUCGCAUCUGUACUGGUAGCGGCAACGACUGGUGCGGUUGCAGCUGUAGCAACAGCAACUUCGGUGGGAAUAACUGCUGCGUUAGCUGCUGUGAGAACCCCACCAUGCAUUGUAACGUCCUGAGCUGGGAGCAAGUGCAGCGACUCGACGACAUCUUGAGCGAGACUAUCCCCAUCCAUGGCCGGGGCAACUUUCCCACCCUAGAGAUGCAGCCGCGUCAGAUAGUGAAGGUGGUGAGGAGCCGCCUGGAGGAGAAGCGCAUUGGGGUCCGGGACGUGCGGUUAAACGGCUCUGCCGCUAGCCACGUCCUACACCAAGACAGUGGCCUGGGCUACAAGGACCUGGACCUCAUUUUCUGUGCGGAUCUCCAGGGGGAAGAGGAGUUUCAGACUGUCAAGGACGUGGUCCUGGACUGCCUUUUGGAUUUCUUACCGGAAGGAGUGAAUAAGGAAAAGAUUACGCCGCUGACUCUUAAGGAAGCUUAUGUGCAGAAAAUGGUAAAAGUAUGCAAUGACUCAGACCGAUGGAGUCUCAUCUCUCUGUCAAACAACAGUGGCAAAAAUGUGGAACUGAAAUUUGUGGAUUCCCUGCGGCGCCAGUUUGAGUUCAGUGUAGACUCUUUCCAAAUCAAGUUAGACUCUCUCCUCCUCUUUUAUGAAUGCUCAGAGAAUCCAAUGACUGAAACUUUUCACCCCACUAUAAUUGGGGAGAGUGUCUAUGGGGAUUUCCAAGAAGCUUUUGAUCACCUUUGCAACAAGGUCAUUGCUACCAGAAAUCCAGAAGAAAUCAGAGGAGGAGGGCUUCUUAAAUACUGUAAUCUUUUGGUUAGGGGAUUUAGGGCGGCUUCUGAAGCUGAAAUUAAGUCCCUCCAGAGGUAUAUGUGUUCCAGAUUUUUCAUCGACUUCUCAGACAUUGGUGAACAGCAGAGAAAAUUGGAAUCCUACUUGCAGAAUCACUUUGUGGGAUUGGAAGACCGCAAGUAUGACUAUCUCAUGACCCUUCACGGUGUGGUGAAUGAAAGUACGGUGUGUUUGAUGGGACAUGAGAGAAGACAGACUUUGAAUCUCAUUACCAUGCUGGCUAUCCGUGUGCUGGCUGAGCAAAAUAUUAUUCCCAAUGUGGCCAAUGUCACCUGUUACUACCAGCCAGCUCCUUAUGUAGCAGAUGCUAAUUUUAGCAAUUACUAUAUUGCCCAGGUUCAACCAGUGUUCACCUGCCAGCAGCAUACAUACUCAACCUGGUUGCCCUGCAAUUAAGGACCAUUUGAAAAAUGUCUAGUGGGAAAAGUUUUCCUAAGAAUUUUUUUUUUUUUUAAGAGUGACCCUGUCUGUAGAAUGGGGUGUGUUUUGUGCAAUGAUGAUCUGCUCCAGUGUUCAAGCUUGAUAAAGCUUGUUGAUAUUUUAAUAGACAUGGGAGCAUGAUCUAGAAAUGAACCAAAAACAAAACAAAACAAAAAAAAAGAAAAAAAAAGAAAAAAAUUGGAUUCUACCCUGGAGCACAAGAGGCCUGUCAUUAAAAGCAACCGGCUUCUCCUGAUAUAAAAAAGGGAAGGAGUGCUUGAUGACAAUAUGGGUUUGCAGUACCUGCUCCCAUAGCUUUGGCAUAGACAAAGUUGGAAAGCUUUUUCUAGAAUGGUAUUUGAAAAUGGGAGAAUGUGAAAAAAAAUCUUACCCAAUUUACUACUAUAUAUUUUGGAGUUUAAUUUAAAAAUGUAGAGGCAUAAUGCAGAGAAAAAGCUGAUCUCAAGUAUAUUGGAAUGUCUUUGGAGCUUGCAAACAGAUGUUGUCUGUGGAAUGAUCCCAUAGAAUGUAUUGCUAGUUUGAAUAGAAUGCUCAAACUGAACAGUUUUCUCCAAAUGAACAGUAGUAGAUUGGUGUAGUUAUCAUGAAAAACGGCAGACCUUACAAUGAUACAAUUCAUUAUUUCCAGCUGAGUGCAUAGUUCAUGUUUUAAAAAUAUGAAAAUGCAAACAAAAAGAGGCUGUAGCAAAGAAAGUAUGCUCAAGGACCAAAGAUUUCCCAGACAAAAUACCCAAGUAGAGAAAGGGUAGCAUAAUAUUAAAAAUAUAUAUAUAUUUGUAUACACCAAUAUGAAUCAAAGUGCCUGUUGCCUUCAGAAAAUUUGAAGUAAAACAACACAAUUUUAUGGUUUAACCAUGUAUUUUGUUUUAUCAGGGACACAAGAAGAAAACAUAACCCAACAUAAGCUUGUGAAUUAAUGGCGGAGGAAAUGCCCUAUUUUUCUUGGCAAAUACUUGUAUAAAGUUAAUGUUAUUGUCAGUGUGAUGUUAUAGUUGUGGUGUAUAUGUGUGUAUCUUAUGUGUGUAUAUAUGUGUAUGUGAUAUAUGUAUAUAUACACACAAUACAUUGAAUAUGGUCUAGGACAAUGUAGCAAUUAGGGAAUGUUUAAAUAAAGUAUUGUGUGUUUUCCAGUUUCCAGCAG